AUGGUGUCAAGUGGAUUAUCAACUUUUGUUUCUUCGUCUUCGUUGAUUUCUAUCAAUUGCUAUGUUUUUCUAGUGAUUUUGAAUUCACUAACUGCCAAUGCAGUUCCUAUUCCGGCUGAUUUAUCAGGCAGUCUAGAUGAUUCAAGCAGUAAUGAUAAUAAAGCAGAUGAUAAAGAGGAUAAAGAGGAUACGAAAAUGACAGCAAUUGAGUCAGCUGACUCAACCGACUCAGCUGAUAACAAGAACAAAGACAGCGCUACAGUCACAAUCACAAAAAAGGAAGAAAUUGAAUCUGAAGCCGAGGAUAAGACUCAAAACAAGGAGAAUACUGUUUCUGAUGCUCCCUCGACCACUGUUUGGUGGACUCCAACUCAAACAGUAUGGUGGACCCCUGAGUCAUUAUUGACUGCCUCCAAAUCUGAUGCAUCAAGUGAUAAAAAAGGUUUAUACACUACUACAAUUCAGGCAGUUGAAUUAAUAACUUCAAAGGACACAACUAUAACGUCUAAAUAUGAAACUGUGAUGACAAUUGACGAUAAUGAAGAUGAUAGUACAUCUGAAAGAGAGACUGAUAGUGAUAAUGAUAGUGAAUCUGAAUCAAAGUCAGAGUCUAAGAGCAAAAGCAACUCAACUUCAUCUACUAGUGAAUCUUCAGGAUCGUCAAAUGGAUACAGUGGUUUCUUGGUUCAAAAAAACAAUAGUAUCAACUUCCGAACCAAUUUAUUGGUUACGUUUUUAAUUUCUGUUAUUUUCUUGUUUGGUUCCAUUUAG
Molecule: messenger RNA, 771 nt
Organism: Ascoidea rubescens DSM 1968
Lineage: Eukaryota; Fungi; Ascomycota; Saccharomycetes; Ascoideales; Ascoideaceae
Exons: 1
Coding region: 1-771 (256 amino acids)
Source: RefSeq, a predicted model, not a curated record